AUGUCAAGCAAUAAUGCACAUUACUAUGACGACAGCCAUCCACCACAGUACUACCAGGGCACUGACAACUCUGAAGGGGACAAGGAAGACGAGAUGCCGGCUACAGAGAAGGACCUUGCCGAGGAUGCGCCAUGGAAGAAAAUACAACAGAACACUUUUACCAGGUGGUGCAAUGAGCACCUCAAGUGCAUCAACAAGAGCAUCACUGACUUACAGAAGGAUGUUGGUGACGGUUUAAAGCUGAUCGGGCUCCUGGAAGUUCUGAGUCAGAAGAAGAUGUACAGAAAGCAUCACAAUAGACCCAACUUCAGACAGAUGAAACUGGAAAAUGUGUCGGUGGCCCUUGAAUUCUUGGACGGGGAACACAUCAAGUUGGUGUCUAUUGACUCCAAGGCCAUCGUGGAUGGGAACCUGAAGUUGAUCCUGGGUCUGAUCUGGACUCUGAUCUUGCACUACUCCAUCUCCAUGCCCAUGUGGGAGGACGAGGAUGAUGAGGAGGCCAAGGAACUGACCCCGAAGCAGAGGCUGCUUGGCUGGAUCCGGAACAAGGUGCCUGAGCUGCCCAUCAACAACUUCCACCGUGACUGGAGGGACGGCAAGGCCCUAGGAGCCCUGGUAGACAACUGUGCCCCUGGUCUGUGCCCUGACUGGCCGGCCUGGGACCCUAACCAGCCUGUGGAGAAUGCCAGAGAGGCUAUGCAGCAGGCUGACGACUGGCUGGGCGUUCCCCAGGUGAUCAACCCUGAGGAGAUUGUAGAUCCGGAAGUGGAUGAACAGUCCAUGAUGACUUACCUGUCCCAGUUCCCCAAGUCUAAACUGAGGCCUGGCGCUCCCCUCAAACCUAAAGGGGUUCAGCUGUACCCCAAAAAAGCCAAGUUUUACGGACCAGGUAUUGAGGCAAAUGGUAACAUGGUUCUGAAGCCAGCAGUGUUCACGGUGGAAACUCUAGAGGCAGGUCAGGCUGAGGUGCUGGUGUAUGUCAAUGAUCCUGAGGGACACACUGAGGAGGCUAAGGUGGUCUUCAACAACGACAAGAACAGGACCCACACCGUUAUUUACAUCCCCAAGGUUGAGGGCGCCCACAAGGUGAAAGUGCUAUUUGCUGGGCAGGAUGUUGAUAAGAGCCCCUACACAGUGAACGUGGACAAGGCCAUAGGUGAUCCCAACAAGGUCCAGGCCAGAGGACCAGGGCUGGAAGCUACCGGCAACAUGGCCAACAAACCCACCUACUUUGACAUCUACACUGCAGGUGCUGGUAACGGUGAUGUGAGCGUUGUCAUCGUGGACCCUGAGGGGAAGAAAGACACGGUGAAACUGAUCUUGGAAAACAAGGGGGACAGUGUUUUCCGUUGCACCUACCGGCCCAUGUUGGAAGGCCCCCACACCAUCCAUAUCCUGUUUGCUGGUCAGGAGAUCCUUAAGAGCCCCUUCAAGGUUCAAAUCAUAGAGGCCAUCAAUGCCGACACGUGUCGUGCCACGGGCAGAGGCCUUCAGCCAAAAGGGGUGCGGGUCAAGGAGGUGGCAGACUUCAAGGUCUUCACCAAGGGAGCUGGCAACGGAGAGCUCAAGGUCUCAGUGACUGGACCAUGUGGAGAUGAGGAGCCAGUGAAAGUAAAAGAUAUUGGUGAUGGUGUCUAUGAAUGUGAAUAUCUUCCUAACCAGACUGGUAAAUACACCGUCAACAUCACCUGGGGAGGACAGCCUAUCCCACACAGCCCCUUCGAUGUGGAGGUGAGUGAGGUGGCAGGCCCUCAGAAGGUGAGAGCCUGGGGUCCUGGGCUGUUGACCGGCCGGGUGGGCAAGUCGGCUGACUUCGUGGUGGAGGCCGUCGGCACGGAAGUGGGAACUCUGGGCUUCUCUAUCGAGGGUCCAUCCCUGGCUAAAAUAGAGUGUGAUGAUAAAGGUGACGGCUCCUGCGAUGUCCGCUAUUGGCCCACUAAGCCAGAUUACUAUGCUGUCCAUGUCAUAUGUGAUGACGAAGACAUCAAGGGCAGUCCCUUCAUGGCCCACAUCCUCUCUGCAACCAAUGACUGCUUCCCUGAUAAGGUGAAAGCUUUCGGCCCAGGCCUGGAGCCCAUAGGGGUCAUCGUAAACAAACCAGCAGAGUUCACAAUUGAUGCCCGCAGGGCUGGCAAAGGCCAUCUGAAUAUCUACGCCAAGGAUACAGAGAGCGUCACCAUCGACAUUAAGAUAACUGAUAAGGGAGACGGGACCUUCUUGUGUGUGUACGUUCCCAUCAAGCCCAUCAAACACACCAUCAUCAUCACCUGGGGAGAUGUCAAAGUGCCCAACAGCCACUUCAGGGUGAUUGUUGGAGAGGGCUGCCACCCAGACAAGGUCAAGGUGUAUGGUCCAGGAGUGGAGAAGACAGGACUCAAGGCAAAUGAGCCCAACUUCUUCACUGUGGACUGCGCAGAGGCUGGACAAGGAGACAUCAGUAUUGGGAUCAAGUGUGCUCCAGGAGUGGUGGGUCCAGCUGAGGCUGACAUCAACUUUGACAUUAUCAAGAACGACAAUGACACCUUCACUGUCAAGUACACCCCCCCCGGUGCAGGGAAAUACACCAUCAUGGUGUUGUUCGCUGAACAGGAAAUCCCCAUUAGCCCGUUUAGAGUGAAGGUGAAUCGUUCCCAUGAUGCUGGCAAUGUGAGGGCUGAGGGUCCAGGACUCAACAAGACAGGCGUGGAGGCGGGCACUCCGACCCACUUCACCAUCUUCACAAAGGGAGCAGGCAACGCCAAGCCAAAGGUCCAGUUAUCAGCAGCAGAACUGAAGGGAGAGGCUGUCAGGGACUUUGAGAUCAUAGACAACCAUGACUACUCCUACACCGUUAAGUACACCGCUGUUCAUCAGGGUCAGAUGACCAUCUCCGUCACCCAUGGAGGGGACCCCAUUCCCAAGAGCCCCUUCAAUAUUACUGUGGCUCCUCCUGUAGAUCUGGGAAAGGUCAAGGUUACAGGACUGGACACCAAGGUGGAAGUUGGCAAGGAUCAAGAGUUCUACAUCAACACCCAGGGAGCCGGAGGACAGGGCGAGGUGGCUGUCAAGAUGACCUCACCCUCUGGCCGACCAAUCCCUUACAAGCUGGAUUCGGACACAGCCAAUGGAGCCAACUCGGUGAAGUACAUCCCCCCAGAGGAGGGGCCUUACAAGGUGGACGUCAGCUAUGAUUGCAACACCGUCCCUGGAUCCCCCUUCGCUGUGGAGGGAGUGAUGCCUGCUGACCCAUCAAAGGUGCGUGCAUACGGCCCAGGCCUGAAGGGAGGCAUUGUGGGUAAACCAGCCCCCUUUGCCAUUGACACCAAUGGAGCGGGCCCCAGCGGGCUGGGCCUGACUGUGGAGGGGUCGUGCAAGGCUAAGAUCGAGUGCCAGGACAAUGGACACAGUACCUGCUCGGUGUCCUACCUGCCUACCGAGGCUGGAGAGUAUGCCAUCAAUAUCCUGUUUGGAAAGCAGCACAUCCCUGGGUCUCCUUUCAAGGCAGCUGUUAAGCCAUGCCUGGACCCCAGCCAGGUAACUGCCAGUGGUCCAGGCCUAGAUAAAGCCAAGGCAGGGGAACCAGCCUACUUUACAGUGGACUGCACCAGUGCCGGAGAGGCUAAGCUCACCAUCGAGAUUGUCUCUGAGUCCGGGGCUGAGUCCGAGGUCCACAUCCAGAAGACAGCCGAGGGAUCCUUCUCUGUCACCUACAUCCCACCUUUCCACGGCACACACACCAUCACCAUUAAGUACGGGGGUCAUGUGGUUCCCAACUUCCCUGCGCUCAUCCAAGUGGAGCCGGCUGUUGAUACCGGCGGUGUGCAGGUCUAUGGACCAGGAGUGCAGCCCAGAGGUGUCAUCAAGGAGGUUACCACUCACUUCAUUGUGGAUGCCCGCAAAAUGCCCAAGACCUCUGGUGACCACUUGAAAGCAUGCAUCAUCAACCCUUCAGGCACCAACACAGACACCUACAUCACAAACAAGGGAGACGGAACCUUCAGAGUGGAAUACACCGCCUAUGAGGAUGGUAUGCAUGUGAUUGAGGUACUGUAUGACGAGGUGGCCAUCCCUAAGAGCCCCUUCAGGGUGUCAGUGGUGGAGGGAUGUGACCCCACCCGGGUCAGGGCCUACGGGCCAGGGCUCGAGGGAGGACUCAUCAACAUACCCAACUGCUUCACCGUCGAGACCAGGGGUGCUGGUACUGGAGGCCUGGACCUGACCAUAGAGGGAGCGUCAGAGGCAAAAAUUACCUGUAAAGAUAACAAAGAUGGCAGCUGCAGCGUAGAGUACGUUACCUUCACACCUGGAGAGUACGACGUCAAUAUCAACUUCGGAGGACACCCCAUUCCAGGCAGUCCGUUCCGCGUGCCAGUGAGGGAUCCCAGUAAGGUGAAAUGUUCAGGCCUAGGUUUGGGUGACAGAGUCAGAGCCCACCUACCUCAGACCUUUACUGUGGACACUAUACAGGCAGGACAGGCAAAUCUGGAGGUCAGUCUCAUAGGACCAUCAGGUUCAGAGCCUGUUGCUGUAAAAAAUAACAGUGAUGGUACACACACAGUCAACUACACUCCAGUUCAUGAUGGCCCUUACACUGUGUCAGUUAAAUAUGGAGACCAGGAGGUUCCUCGCAGUCCAUUCAAGGUGAGAUCUCAGCCUGGUCAUGAUGCCAGUAAGGUUUGUGCAAGCGGUCCAGGUCUGGACAAGUCAGGUGUGCCCGCCAGCCUGCCAGUGGAGUUCACCAUUGAUGCCCGCGACGCAGGAGAGGGACUGCUCAUUGUACAAAUACUGGACCAAGAAUGCAAGCCAAAGAAGGCUACCAUCUAUGAUAACAGAGAUGGGACCUACACAGUGUCUUACGUACCAGACUCCACCGGCCCUUACACAAUCAUGAUCAAGUAUGGAGGCGAUGAGAUCCCCUACUCUCCCUACCAUAUCUUAGCCCUGCCCACUGGAGAAGCCAGCAAGUGUCUGCUCACUGUGUUUAUCGGAGGACAUGCCCUGGCAUCAGGUCUGACUAAGAUGCAGGUGCACGAGGAGGCCAUCAUCUCUGUGGACACAAAGGCCGCUGGGAAGGGCAAGGUGACCUGCUCGGUCAUGACCCCAGAGGGGGUGGAGCUAGACAUGGAUGUGCAGGAAAACCGUGAUGGAACCGUCGACAUCUACUACACCGCUCCAGAACCAGGAAAAUAUGUCAUCACCAUCCGCUUCGGAGGAGGGCACAUACCCAAGAGCCCCUUCCAUGUUACGGCAACAAAGGAGCCCAUUGUCCUUAGUGACGGCAUGGAUCAGUUCCGCCCUCUCACCCUGGUCAUCCCGUUCACUGUACAGCAGGGACCGAUCACAGGUGAGGUGCGUAUGCCCUACGGUAAGACUGCCCAUCCCUACAUAAUAAAUGACAAUGAUGGGACCAUCACAGUUAAAUUCAACCCUACUGAAAAGGGUCUGCACGAGAUGGACAUCAAGUAUGAAGGAAAUCACAUCCCAGGAAGCCCCCUCCAGUUUUAUGUGGAUGCUAUGAACAGUGGUCUGGUGACAGCACACGGCCCUGGUCUCUGUCAAGGGUCCAUCAACAAACCUGUCACUUUCAUUGUGGUCACCAAAAACGCUGGAGAAGGUGGUCUGUCCCUAGCGGUGGAGGGUCCUUCUAAGGCAAAGAUCACCUGUAAAGACAAUAAGGAUGGAACCUGUACUGUAUCCUACCUGCCCACCUCACCAGGAGACUACAAGAUCAUUGUCAAGUUUGACAACAAACACAUUGCCGGCAGCCCCUUCACUGCUAAAAUCACUGGUGAUGACUCUAUCAGGACAUCCCAGCUCAACGUGGGGACAGCAGCAGACUUGUCACUGAAGAUCACAGAGUCUGACCUGAGUCUGCUGACGGCUAAUAUCAGAGCUCCAUCAGGCAACGAAGAGCCGUGUUUGCUCAAGAGACUGCCCAGCAGAUACAUAGGUAUCUCCUUCACCCCUAAGGAGGUGGGAGAGCACGAGGUGAGCGUGAAGAAGAACGGUAAGCACGUGACCAACAGCCCUUUCAAGAUCCAGGUUGGCCAGUCAGAUAUUGGCGAGGCCAGUAGGGUCAAGGCCUUUGGUAAAGGACUGGUGGAGGCACACACCUUCAAAAUGGCUGAGUUCUUUGUGGACACUAGGGAUGCAGGUUAUGGUGGUCUAGGGUUGUCGAUCGAGGGUCCGAGUAAAGUGGAUAUUAACUGUGAGGUUGUGGAGGAUGGGACGUGCAGAGUCAGUUACUGCCCCACAGAGCUAGGCAACCACAUCAUCAACAUCAAGUUUUCUGACAAGCACAUCCCAGGAAGUCCUUUCACAGUGAAGGUGACAGGAGAAGGAAGGAUGAAGGAGAGCAUCACCAGGAAGAGAACUGCCCCCGCCAUCGCUUCUGUCGGCAGCGCCUGUGGCCUCAACCUCAAAAUCCCUGGAAACUGGUUCCAGAUGGUGUCAGCCCAGGAGAGUAUGACGCGCACAUUCACACCCAGUAGCCACACGUACACACGCAAGGAGCGCACGGAGAUCAGCAAGAUGCGGGGCGGCGAGACGAAGAGGGAGGUGAGGGUCGAAGAGAGCACCCAGACGGGAGGAACAGGAGGAGCCAGUCCAUUCAAAGAUGUUUUUGGAGAGUUCCUGGGCAGAGAGAGUCUGGCUAGCUUCGCUGGGAUACCCGCUACAGUCACACCAGGUGAAACCGCUACCAAGGGUAGUAUGAUGGCCCAGGUUACCAGCCCUGGGGGUAAAACAGAACAGGCAGAGAUCAUAGAUGGAGGGGACAGCACCUACAGUGUCCGCUUCGUGCCCCAGGAGAUGGGGGCCCACACGGUCAAUGUGAAGUACAGCGGGCAGCACGUCCCAGGUAGUCCCUUCCAGUUUACAGUGGGACCCCUGGGAGAAGGAGGGUCCCACAAGGUUCGGGCCGGAGGCACUGGGCUGGAGAGAGGAGUGGCAGGAGCACCAACUGAAUUUAGUAUCUGGACGCGGGAGGCCGGUGCAGGCGGUCUGUCCAUCGCUGUAGAGGGGCCCAGUAAGGCUGAGAUCUCCUUUGAAGACAGGAAGGAUGGAUCCUGUAGGGUGGUCUACAUUGUACAGGAUCCAGGUGACUAUGAAGUGUCAAUCAAGUUCAACAACGAGCACAUCCCCGACAGCCCCUUUGUUGUUCCCAUAGCAACGCUGUCUGAUGAGGCAUGCCGACUCACUGUCACCAGCCUGCAGGAGAAGGACCUAAAGGUGAACCAGGAAGCGUUGUUCGCUGUACAGUGUAACGGGGCAAGGGGCGUGGUUGAUGCUAAGGUCCAUACCCCCUCCGGCUCAGCAGAGGAGUGCUACAUCACAGACCUGGACAGUGACAAGAACGCCAUCCGCUUCAUUCCCCGUGAGAAUGGCGUGCACUCCAUCGACGUCAAGUUCAAUGGCAGCCACAUCCCUGGAAGUCCGUUCAACGUGAGGGUGGGGGAGGCCGGACAGGCUGGAGACCCAGGCAUGGUGACAGUUUAUGGGCCUGGACUGGAUGGAGGGUCCACAGGUGUAGCCUCAGAGUUUGUAGUGAACACCUGUAACGCGGGGUCGGGUGCCCUGUCCGUGACUAUCGACGGUCCCUCUAAGGUGAAGAUGGACUGUUCCGAUUGCCUUGAUGGCUACAAGGUCAUCUACACACCCAUGGCCCCCGGCAACUAUCUCAUCACCAUCAAAUAUGGAGGACCCAACCAUAUAGUGGGCAGCCCAUUCAAAGCCAAAGUCACAGGUACCCGUCUGUCUGGUGGUCACAGCCUUCACGAGACGUCCUCGGUCCUGGUACAGACGAUUACUAAGACGUCCAAGGUAGCAGGAGCGUACAGUACCUCGUCCUCCUCAAAACUGACCUCUGACGCCAGCAAGGUGGUGUGUCGAGGCGGCGGGCUCACCAAGGCUCUGGUCGGACAGAAGAAUGUAUUCAAUGUGGACUGCAGCAAAGCAGGUACAAACAUGUUACUGGUGGGAGUGCACGGUCCCAGGACGCCCUGUGAAAAGGUGUACGUUAAACACAUGGGCAACCGCCUGUACAACGUCACCUACACUGUCAAAGACAAGGACAACUACACCAUUAUCGUCAAGUGGGGGGAUGACAGUGUUACUGGCAGCCCGUUUAAAGUAGCUGUACCCUGAAAGAACUCUGUUCUCCAACCCUUGAAAUCUCACCCCUGACCCCCAUUUCACCGCCACCCUGCUCCGCUGCACGACUGUAGAACGAACCUCCUCUCCCAAUGUGCACAAAAAACAUGCAAAGAUGUUUCUCUCCCUAUAAGUAA
Oncorhynchus kisutch (coho salmon) is the source of this 8267-nucleotide messenger RNA. Its product is annotated as filamin-C. The transcript has 42 exons. Lineage: Eukaryota; Metazoa; Chordata; Actinopteri; Salmoniformes; Salmonidae. Gene Ontology annotation, biological process: actin cytoskeleton organization. The coding region runs from base 1 to 8124 and encodes 2707 amino acids. Gene Ontology annotation, molecular function: actin filament binding. The record is from RefSeq and is a predicted model, not a curated record.